Molecule: messenger RNA, 774 nt
Organism: Naumovozyma castellii
Lineage: Eukaryota; Fungi; Ascomycota; Saccharomycetes; Saccharomycetales; Saccharomycetaceae
Exons: 2
Coding region: 1-774 (257 amino acids)
Source: RefSeq, a predicted model, not a curated record
AUGCACAUAUGUAGACUAUAUAUUGUUUCCAGGAAGGACUUAUUCGAUAAUGACACAUUGUUAUCCACGGAGGAAGUACCGAUGCCUGAGAGGGAAUUAGAUAUGCAUGAUGAUUUUGAGAUUGUGGAUGUGGUACAGGAUGAUUCCAAUACAAGUAAAAAUGAUGACGCUGAUACUGCUGCAACAAAUAAUGAGGAACAAGAAGAAUUCGAAUACUUCCCGUUGUUUUCCAUGGGGACCAGUGAUGCCACCGCUACCAAUGAGGAGGAUCAAGUGGAGGACAAGGGAAGUGAAGAUGGAAGAGGUCGUUCUGAAACAAAGCUAAUGAAGGUCUCCUUGAGAGAACCAUCUCCUGAAAUUAUAAAUCAAGAAAGGCCUAAAGAUUAUUAUUUUACUCAAUACACCGAUGAAGACCAUGCCAACUUUGCAAAGAGUGCCGUCGGUUAUAUGACUAUAUUGAAGGAAUCUCAGAUGGGGCCAUACACCAAUUGGAAGAAAUUUAGAGGAAGAGUCAUUGAUUUAGAUAAAUAUAACAAAGAAAUUGAUCGCAGCAUACUUCGAGAAAAGAUCUUGAAGAAGAGAAGACCUGGUCAAAAGCAACGACGUGCAAAGAAACUAGCUGCCGAGAGAAUACAGGAACGUGAAUUGAAGGCUAAAGAAAUUAAGAAAAUGAUCAAAAAACAAUUUCAUAAACGUGGUGGGAAGAAGAAUAAGAAAAAGCAAGUACAGGCCAAGGCUGGUGCAACUGUGAAACCAAAAUUUAGAACAGAAUAA